Ceratosolen solmsi marchali is the source of this 1135-nucleotide messenger RNA. RefSeq names its product MAPK/MAK/MRK overlapping kinase-like. The transcript is spliced from 9 exons. The coding region runs from base 118 to 1068 and encodes 316 amino acids. The record is from RefSeq and is a predicted model, not a curated record. Gene Ontology annotation, biological process: protein phosphorylation. Lineage: Eukaryota; Metazoa; Arthropoda; Insecta; Hymenoptera; Agaonidae. Gene Ontology annotation, molecular function: ATP binding; protein kinase activity.
CAUAAGUCCUAUAAAUCCAAAAUCAUCGAACGCAUACUCCAAUAGCAAGCAAAAAUGUUGCCCUGGAAGUGGAGAUUGUUCUCCGUUGUUUAUGAUCCGCUUGACUAAUCGUUGACGAUGUGCACUUCCUUUCAGACCAAGUUCAAGGUACUGGACAAGAUUGGCGAAGGUUCUUUCUCUGAAGUACUAAAAUGUCAAGAACGGAAUACCGGCGUUCUUUACGCUGCAAAACGUCUAAAAAAAAUUUAUCAAAAUAUCAACGAGAUUUUGGAAAGCCCGGAAGUAACAGCAAUGCGAAAAAUUACUCACCAUCCAAAUGUACUAUAUAUGAUCGAAUCUCAUUAUGAUCCGUUACCUGGUAAAGUAACCUUAAUUUUUGAAUUGAUGGAGAUGAGUCUGUACGAUCUAAUGCGAAAUAGACAAGGACGCUUACUGUUGGAGAUUCGUGUAAAAAACUAUAUUUAUCAACUAUUGAAAGGCCUGCAUCAUCUACAUAAGCAUGGUAUUUUUCAUCGGGACAUCAAGCCAGAGAAUAUUUUACUAAAAGCUGGCCACGUAAAAAUCGGUGAUCUAGGCUCGAUCCGCGGUAUCUAUAGCAGACCACCGUAUACCGAAUACAUAUCGACGAGGUGGUACAGAUCCCCCGAGUGUCUUCUCACAAGUGGCUUUUACGGACCCAAGAUGGACGUCUGGGCUGUCGGAUGUGUCUUCUUUGAGCUCCUUGCGUUGGAACCGCUUUUUCCCGGAGAGAAUGAAGUGGAUCAAGUCUCGAAAAUCCAUAGCAUUUUGGGAACUCCACAUGCCAGACUUGUAGCUAAGUUUAGACGAAUAGAAGCAGUAGGACACGGAACGGGGACUUUUAUUUCCCGGCAAAGCAGGGCCGAGGUCUCGCUUGCCUCCUGCCUCAGAUUUCGAGUCUCGGUCUUGAAACUCUCAGGACGAUGCUCAUUUAUGACCCGGAGAACCGCGCUAGCGCCAAAAAACUUCUCGAACACCGAUACUUCGCUGACAUUAGAGAAAGGGAAUCGACAAGGCAAACUAGAAGUGCAUUGUUAUCGAAUAGUUUAAUGAACGAUUCAAAGAGCUGGAAGGAACCUUUAAUUCUCGGCUACUUGUCAUCAGAGAGGCAUUGCAG